Molecule: messenger RNA, 1156 nt
Organism: Kickxella alabastrina
Lineage: Eukaryota; Fungi; Kickxellomycota; Kickxellomycetes; Kickxellales; Kickxellaceae
Product: mitochondrial carrier domain-containing protein
Exons: 3
Coding region: 142-1086 (314 amino acids)
Biological process (GO): nucleotide transport; folate import into mitochondrion
Cellular component (GO): mitochondrion
Molecular function (GO): FAD transmembrane transporter activity; folic acid transmembrane transporter activity
Source: RefSeq, a predicted model, not a curated record
CAGUGUGUUUGGUUUGAUUAUUUUAUAUUUUGCUUUACUUCACUUUUCAUUACUUUCUACUAAUUGGAGCAUUAUCUGACCACAGGCAAAUUGGCGGUUUACCACAUUUGAUUUGAUAUCCCCGUACAGUGCUGACUAACAAUGCAGCAGGGCCAGAAGAAUACAACGCCGGCAGGGUCGUUUUCGGGGUCUCUGGCGGUUGAUCAUGCGCUAGCAGGGGUCGGCGGCGCGGUCGUUUCGACAGUAGUGUUCCACCCGCUUGACCUGGUGAAGAUCCGGCUCCAGGUGGACGUUGCCCAGCGGGACGAGGCGGUUCUUGGCCGUGCGAUUCGAGCCACACGGCACGUACUGAGCACAGACGGGAUCCGCGGAAUGUAUCGCGGGCUGAGCGCCAACCUGGCGGGGAACUGCGCCAGCUGGGGGCUAUACUUUGCGUGGUAUACGUGGAUCAAGGAGCAGAUGGCCGGCGGGCAGACAGCAGAGACACGGGCCGGCAUCAGCACGCUGUCGCCCGGUCAGCACCUGGGGGCAGGUGCGGCGGCCGGGGCGCUGACGCAGUGCAUAACCAACCCGCUGUGGGUGGUUAAGACUCGCAUAUGCACGACGUCGCGCGGAGACGCGGCAUCGUAUCGCGGGCUGAUUGACGGGCUGCGGCAGAUUGCCAGCAAGGAGGGCAUCCGCGGGCUGCCUCUUGGUGUGGCGCAUGGUGGGCUGCAGUUUAUGGCUUACGAGGAGAUGAAGCGGCGGCGACAGCGCAGCAAGUCGGGUGGCAACUUUUCAUUGUUUGAGUAUGCGGUGAUGUCAUCGUCGUCAAAGGUCUUUGCGCUGUCGAGCACGUAUCCGACACAGGUUCUUCGGUCGCGGCUGCAGCAACAGCCCGAGGCGUGCGUCUCCUUAGCGCCGGGCGCAAGCGGGGCGCCCCGGAUGGCGAGCGAUGUCAUCGGCAAGAUAAUAAAGACAGAGGGCGUUUCAGGGUUCUACAAAGGAUUCGGCCCGGCGCUGCUGCGAGUACUCCCCGGAAACAUCAUUACAUUUUUGGUUUACGAAAAGAUCUCGGGCUUCUUCCGUGGAAAUGCGACGCGCUAGAGUACUAGAGUACUCGAAGCUGACAGGGCUUGCAUAUUUUGUAAUUGUAAAUUCAUUUUUAUUCAAACAC